GUCAAGGGCAGGACGCGACCCAAAGAGGUGGUCGCCAUCUAAAGCCUUGUUUAAAAUCCCAACUUCAUACGCGACCACGUACUGGGCCCGUUCAAGACACAGACCUUCGUGAUUACUGGCUCUUCUCAGGUAACUAAAACAUCCACCGGGAAUGUUAUGAUAAAAGCUCCAUGUCUUAGUCUAAGGUAGAAAAUGUUAGACAUACUGAGCGGACGAGUGUUGAGGCUAGUCCUCCUUCUUCUAGCCACCGAAGGCCUUAGUUUUCUUAGUCAAGCAACAAGCGCUGAUGACACAGUGCUGCAAAGAACAGACCCAAACGACUUAAAGACGUCCGGGAAUGUGAUUAGUGAAAUGUGGAGGGCUGGGAUGCCCCAAGGUGGCUUUGAUACAUGGAACCAAGAACUACAGCGUCCUAGGAGGGACAUUCACAGGAAUCUGGAAAAGGCAUCCUCGACCCACCUCAGUUAUCCUACGAGCCUACGGUCGUCAUUCUCUCAAGGAUACAUCGACCUGGCUUCCAGAGACCCGGUCGAGGAGGGCGCUGCCACCCUUGCCUUCGUCUUCGAUACGACGGGAUCCAUGUCCGACGACCUCCUGCAGGUCAUCGACGGCGCCGAGAAGAUCCUAAAGACGGUUCUGGAAAAAUUUGAGAGGCCGAUCCACAACUACGUUCUCAUGCCAUUCCAUGACCCCGAGGUUGGCCCGUUGACCAUAACAUCAGACCCUAGAGAAUUUCAGCAGUCGCUACUGGACCUGAGGCCAUACAUCAACAGCGGCGGAGACUGUCCAGAGAUGGCUGUGCAAGCUAUCAAGAUCGCCCUGGAGAACAGUUUGCCAUCAUCUUACUUAUACGUGUUUACGGACGCCCACGCUAAAGAUUACUACAGGGUGGACGAAGUUCUGAGGCUCAUACAGAAGAAACAGUCGCAGGUUGUGUUUGUGAUGACAGGGGAUUGUGGCAACCACUCCCAGCCGGGAUACAAAGCGUUCGAGGCCAUUGCAUCCACUUCCUCUGGUCAAAUAUUCCACCUGAAUAAAACAGACGUCAAAGAGGUACUGAACUUCGUCCAGUUGUCACUCGCGAGCCGGAAAGUCAAUCUUCUUUCUCUUGACCGCGAGAGCGAUGGUCCUGGAGAAGAGUCCCUGCCCCUUUUGGUCGAUCAGACUAUUAAGGAGUUUACUGUUUCAGUCUCGGGAGAGAGACCGAAGAUCCAGAUUGUCGAUCCCCUGGGAGAGGAUGUAACGAAACAAGAAGAUCGUGUCGAAGACCUACUCGACCUCGAGAAUGUCAAGAUCGUGGGUGUCAAAGAACCUGCGCCAGGUCGCUACAACAUAUCUGUAGGGAGUGAUAGCAAGUACACGGUCAGGGCGACUGGUCUGUCCUCCAUCAAUUUUGAACAUGGAUUCUCACUGGAGCCUACCACGAAUUUCAAGGAAACCUAUCAUAGGCCUAUGAAAGGAGGGACAUCGUAUGUGGUGGUGAAGCCAGGGGAUACAACAGAAUUCGGUGACCUGUAUCGCAUUCAGAUGAUAUCCCUGGACGGCAAGACCCUACAUGACCUGCCCUUGACGCGAUUGCCCGGACCUGAGCAUAUUUUCAACGGGACAUCCUUCGUCGCUCCUGAAGAGUCCUUCCAUAUCAAGAUUUUUGGAAGAGACCGCAGUGGGUACCAGUUUGAAAGGAUAUCUCCUAUUGCUGUAACCUCUCAGUUACCAUUUCCUCCCGAAGUGACAUCGCUGACCCAAGUUCACGGUUACUUCGACAGCCCUGUUAGGAUCUCCUGUCACGUCCAGACCCUCGUUCCCUUCAGUGUCUCCUGGCAAAAGGACGGCGUCGAACUCACGGCCGAAGAGAAUUUCCCCCAAUCAGCGGAAGUGGAAUACAUAGUGGAAUCUCCGCGUCGAGAUGAUGAAGGGCGGUAUACAUGCGUCGCCAGAAAUGUAGCCGGAAGUGCUUCUUCAACCAUUUUUCUCGAUAUGAAAGAGCCACCCCCACAAAUAGCAGCCCCAGCCAACGCGUCUCUUGCUCCAGGGAGGCCAGCUGCCUUGUCAUGUGACGUCACUUCCACAGUGGCCUUUAAUCUGACCUGGUCGCGUUACAUCAUCCACGGUCAGGUGGAGGAUUUCUUCGGACGCAUUGAAACGACCGGUGAGUUUGUCAACAUUGAGGGAAUGACUGGUUACCGAGCACUGCCCAACAAUUCUCUUCUUAUAGAGGAAGUUUCCUCUGAGGAUGAAGGAUGGUUUCGUUGCACAGCUGCAAACGAAGGUGGAAGAAGAGCCCGGGAAAUCCACGUCUCCGUCCAGUCGCCUCCGGAGAUUUCCGUUGUACCCGAACGCGCUCGCUUCAAGGCUGGAGACGAAAUCAGCAUUUCCUGCAUCAGCCGGGGAUUCCCCAGGCCUCGGGUCGAGUGGUGGAAGGGCGACGUCAUAUUGACGGGGAUGCCCGGUCGCGUGACAGCUGACGAAGGGGAUCAAGUCCUACAGAUCAGUAGGGCACAGCCUGACGAUGCUGGGCAGUACACCUGCAAGGCCUAUAACUCAGCUGGUGUAGAAGAAGCAGAUGCCAUAUUGGCAUUCAUGGAAGCUCCGCGCGUGACGGCAGAAAAGGAGGUAGUGCUUUCUGGAAAUGGAGAUACGGCAAUCCUAUCGUGCAGCAUUGAAGGAACGCCAACGCCAUCUGUUAAGUGGUUAAAAGACGAUGUUCAUGAAGUGGCACAGCUGUCAUUUAUAGAGGUGAAUGGCGGAACUCUGAAAAUACUGGGGGUCCAGGAGAGUGAUGCUGGAAAAUACACUUGCCAGGCUUCUAAUGCUGCUGGCACUGAUCAGGCUGAUGUCGUCCUGAAGGUUGGAUCACCUCCAACAGUCGUCCAGAAACCGACUGACACCGUGGUCGAAAUCGGCACUCCUGGAGGACUCUCCUGUUACGGCGUAGGAGUUCCUGAGCCCACCAUCGUCUGGAGGAGAUCAAAUGGCAGUCCUCUACCUCCUCACUUUAGCAUGGAUAGAGAUGGUAACCUUAGAGUUAAAGCAAUCCAAGUGGAAGACGAGGGUACGUACUUGUGCACCCUUGAAAAUCAGUAUGGCAAACUGGAAAUGCCGGCAACGCUAUCUGUAUCGGGAUUACUGCCACCGCUGAUAGCAGCGCCUCCAGACCCCAACAUAAAGGCUACUUUAGAUUCGCCCAUCACAUUACCCUGCACUGUGGUCAUGGGGAAUCCUAUUCCAAAUAUAUUGUGGAUGCAUAACGGAGAACCGGUCACAACUCAGAAAGGUUCAAUCGUGAAACCCGACGGGUCCCUCAAGAUCUUCUCUGUUGCAACCAAGCACGAGGGUGAUUACGACUGUGUUGCAACUAACGUUGCAGGCAAUUCAACGCAGACGCUUCACCUCGCAAUAAUGAUUCCACCUCGACCCAAGUCGAAACGCCUGGAGGAGAAGUUGAUUGCCCUCGAAGGAGACAAUGCAAAACUCAAGUGUCCAGUCAAAGCCAAUCCUCGCCCAGCGUUUUUCUGGCAGAAGAAUGGACAGUCGAUUUCCAACACGAAUACAAGAAUGCGCAUUCUACCGGACGGCAUCUUAGUCAUUCGCCGAUUAUCAAAGGAAGAUGCAGGAACUUACGUCUGUACAGCUGUUAACCUAGCCGGAGCCACGAAAAUCCCGGUUGUGUUGGAAAUCCACGUUCCUCCUUCAAUCGAGGACGACCCUGAAACUUACACCGUGAGCGAAGGAGAAGUGGUUGAAAUACCUUGCGUCGCUUCCGGUACACCUUUGCCUAUAGUGACCUGGAUACGAUUUGACCAGACCAUCAUGUAUGAUAGCACUUUGCCAGAUGGUACUCUGAGGUUGGUUGCCACAGCUGAAAACGAAGGUCGGUACGAAUGUCUGGUUACGAACGACGCAGGAUCGGCCAAACGACCGGUUACGGUUGUUAUCACAAAGAUUCCUGAAAUAUCACCACCUGGCGAUGAAACGUUAACAGUUAACGAAGGACAAGAUCUAAAGCUUCCCUGUGAGGUCAGAGGUCAUCCUUUACCUGAAGUUGUCUGGAGGACCAAAGGUUUUGAAGUAGAACCCAAUCGACAUUUGAUACCAAUGGCCGGUUACCUGAUGAUGAGGAAUGUCACUCGAGAUCUGACUGGUCGGUACACCUGCAUUGCCACGAACAGGGCUGGAGAAGCAUCGAAGACGUUCGUUAUUAAUGUCAAUUACCCUCCAUCACCUGAGGUAAAUAAUCCUGAAGGAGAGAAGCUAAGCGUGGUGGAAGGAGGCAGGAUAAUCCUUCCGUGUCCUGCCCAGGCAAAUCCUGCUCCUACCAGGGAAUGGACGAAGGAUGGUCACCUUCUCGUUGCGAAGGAUAAUGUAAAAAUUCAAGAAGACGGCGAACGCGUUGAAAUUUACCGAACAGGAUUACCAGAUAAUGGCAACUAUACCUGCAGUAUUUCAAAUACCCUUGGUUACACAGACAUCAACUAUAGCGUCCAGGUGCUCAUUCCUCCUAAAGUAUCUUCGACGAAAGUGUCAAGUGUUCCAGUCGUCAUCGAGGGAGAAAGUGUCAGAAUAAAUUGCCCGGUGGACGCAGUUCCGCUGCCCACCAUUACUUGGCUUAAGGACGGUAUAUCAAUAUUUUCCACCAAAGAUCGAGCUGACAUGACGCAUAUUGUGAUUGAAGAUAGCGGCCAGACGCUUCAUAUUCUCGAGGCAACGGCAGAUGACCAAGGGAUAUACAGGUGCGUGGCCACCAACGACGCUGGGGAGACUGACCUGCUCUUCCCUCUAGAGGUCCUUGUAGCCCCGCAGUUCAACCAAUAUUUCCACCAACCUAAUGUUGUCCUUAACAUUGGUGAUACACUGGAUCUAGAUUGUGAGGCCAGCGGUGAUCCGGAACCACAGGUGUCAUGGAUACUUGAUGGACUGCCCAUGUAUGCCCAUGUAACACCUGGAGGAAAAAGGGUGUUCAUACCAAGGGUGAGGUUGGGUGAUGCUGGACAUUACAUGUGCGACGCCAAAAACACGGCUGGCAGCACCCACAGGAACUUCACUGUCACUGUCCUGAUGGCACCAGUGGUCGAUGAAAUCGGAGGAGUAGGUUUAGGAGGUGGUGCAGGAGGAGGAGGAGGGUCAGCAGGUGGCAGCAGUGGAACAGUGGAGGCUGUGGCAGGUGGGGAUGCCCAGUUAUGGUGUAGGACAACAGGUUCGCCAGUACCUUCCGUCACGUGGACGAAAGAACAGAGAGAGCUCUCGACUAUUGCUGAACUGGACCACAGCAUAGAGGAGAACGGUCAGUUACUGAAACUCCACAGCGUCGAUCACUCUACGUCUGGUCUCUAUCUUUGCAAUGCCACCAACAGUGUAGGAACAGCAACCAAGCAGUUCAACUUUACUGUUAUGAUACCGCCAAAGAUAUCCGGAUGGGGAGACAGCGAUGGAGACACGGUGAAUGAAAUUGAAGUUAUAGCGGGGAAAGACGUCAUCCUGUUCUGUCCGGUGGAAGGCAACCCAAAGCCCUCCAUUACUUGGCUCAGGGAUGGUCAAGCCCUCAGUACACACCCAAGAAUUCACUUCACUUCACCCAACGAGCUCCUGUUGACCAACUCUCAGGCUGCAGAUUCUGGCAACUAUGCUUGCUUGGCUACAAAUCGCGCAGGCGCCGACGAGAAGCAGUUUGAAGUCCAAGUGAUUGUUCCUGCCAAGAUUAACCUAGGGGUGCCAACUGGACGUGCCCCAGACACACCACCUUCUCAAGAGGUGCUGGUGGAUAUGCCCUUCUCGCUCUACUGUCCAGCUGAGGGAUUUCCUCAUCCUCACAUAAUUUGGACAAAGGACGGGGCCCCACUGAAAGGACUCUUGGGAACCGGUCUAGACGGGCGCGUGGAAGCUGGAGACAGCGGCCGUCGGCUCAUGGUAUCGGGAGCUGUGGUGUCCGAUUCCGGCACUUACACUUGUCUCGCUGAGAACCAGGGAGGAUCGGACUCUGUCCAUUACAACGUCACUGUUCUAGUUCCCCCAAUGAUCCGUCAAGACACGGAGACCUUCCACUCGAGCAUCGAGGGCGAGAAUGUCACCCUGAGGUGUGAGGUGGAGGGUGACCCCCCACCUGCCAUCGUGUGGCUCCUAGACGGCCUCGACUUGCAAGCCUUGGCGUUGCCAGGUCUCACAGUUGAGCGGCAAGGGACCCACGCGUCCGUCAUCCAAAUUUCGCCAGUCAGUGAGCAACACACAGGGAUGUUCACUUGCAUAGCGAGCAGCAUGGCUGGGUCGGACGAACUUAAUUACAACGUGAAAGUGGCCACUCCCCCAAAAAUCACCGAUGACCUCGCCAGCAGGGAUAUCGUGGUCAGGGUUAAUCGACCAGCGACCUUAACGUGUCAUGUUGAAUCGACUCCAAAGCCUCAGAUAUUUUGGUUCAAGAAUGGGAGUCCCAUAGAUGAAAUGGAUGCCAACAUUCACUUGAGCACGAGCGGUCGUGACCUCAAAAUUCUUCAGGUCACUGAGGUGGACAGUGCCAACUAUUCCUGUCUAGCAAUCAAUGAGGCCGGGGCCACUUCCAUCAACUUCACGCUGGAAGUCCAUGUCCCACCAAGGCUAACCGCCACUGUUGAUGAAACAGUUCAUGUCGUAGCUGGAGAAGAUACCGAACUCUUCUGUCCAGUGCAAGCAACGCCAACGCCAUCUAUCCUUUGGAUGAAAGAUGCUACUAUCCUCCAGCACACUUUUACAUCCGAGGAUCCAAGACGCUUACUGCUGAAUGACGUCACAAAGGACGACGAUGGACGGUAUACCUGUCUGGCCACUAAUGAAGCCGGAACUACAGAACAGGACUUCAUGCUGCGCGUUAUGGUACCUCCUCGGCUCUUAGACCUUGAUACACCUGUCAUGGAGAAAACGGUGGUGCUAAAUCGAGCCGUUACCAUCACCUGCUUUAUCACAGCCGAUCCUCCACCUGUCAUCACCUGGCUCAAGGAUGGUAGAAAUCUCACCACCAUUGAUUCUGGAGUCACGGUUGAUAACAAGGGGCGCAGGGUUAACGUGGCCCGAGCUCGGCCAAUCAACGCAGGGAAUUACACCUGUUUAGCUACAAAUGCGGCUGGGACAACGGCUCUUACGACGCUGCUUACGGUUCUGACACCACCUGCCUGGAAUGAAGAAGCCGAAUUCGAGCCUGAAGUUGUUGGAGUGGCAGGAGAGGAGCUUCACCUUUAUUGUGACGUAGAGGGGACCCCUACCCCCUCCAUACUAUGGUUGAAAGAUGGGCAGGUCAUCACGAAUAUCUCGGAAGAGGUCAUAAUAGAGGAGAAGGACAGACUCCUCCGAAUCCUCUCUGUGGACGGCGAAGAUGGAGGCAGGUACACAUGUAUCACGAGCAACGCUGCUGGCACCAACGAAUACGACUUUGAGGUGACGGUUUUGGCCAUGCCCACCCUCACAUACCAACCCAAAACAGAACACACAGUGCUGGUGAACCGCGCCGUAUCUCUCGAGUGUCCGGUUGAGGGGUCACCUGAACCGGAAAUUGAGUGGAUUGUGGACGGCCGGACCGUCGGCGAGUCCGAACAUUUCAUGAGACUGACAGGAACCCGAAGACAACUUCAUAUACUAAGAACGGCUCUCCUUUAGAAGUACGACGUGACCCUUUCGUGCACAUCACAUCAGGAGGAGAACUCUUGAGUUUCUUGCGAGUUCUUCCUCAUCACACAGACAACUACACCUGCGUCGCCUCCAGCGCUGCCGGCGAGGACUCCCUCACGUAUUCCCUGCAGGUCAUGGUACCACCCGUGAUCAUCGAGGACAUGGUAGAGAACAGCGUGGGCGGAGGACUGGGUGGAGAAACAAUGGGCAUUGUAGGAGGUGAGGUCGACCUCGAAUGCUACACCUUGGGCACCCCGACGCCCGUACUCACAUGGACGAAGAAUGAGGAGGUAAUAGAGACGGACGACCGGAUUCUUCUCCUGGAGGAGAAUCAGGUACUGAGGCUGACGGCGGCGCAGAAGGAGGACUCCGGGAGGUACACCUGCACGGCGACUUCACCCUCGGGCUCGGCUUCAAGGGACUUCGUCGUCAUUAUACACAGCCCUCCGAGGAUUAUCCCUCCGCUGAACACCAACGUCGAGGUGAUAGUCAAUCAGCCUUUGGUUCUGACCUGCGAAGCCGAGAGUUCCCUUGAGGCAGCCGCGUCGUGGACUAGACAUGGCCGACCUAUUCUCCAUUAUAGUGACCCCAAUUUACAGGUGAGGAAAAAUGGUGAGGAGCUGAACAUCCUCAGGGUUCGUGAAGCAGACGGAGGUCCAUUCACCUGUGUUUCAAUUAACACAGCCGGCCAUGAUACUUUAACUUACACUUUAACCGUUCAAGUCCCAGCAGUGAUCGAGCGAGCCAAUCUCCGCCAGCAAGUGACAGCGAUUGAAGGACAAGACAUUGAUUUGACCUGUGAUGCAUCAGGAAGCCCCACUCCUUCUGUGUCCUGGUACAAGGGAACUACUCUUAUUACACCGGAGCAUCCACAUUUCAAGAUUCAAAACGAAGGUGAGAAGAUUCAAAUCCUUUCGGUGAAAAAUACGGACGAAGGAUUCAUUUCCUGUUCUGCGGCGAAUCCUGCGGGAAAGGACUCUGUCAAUUUCACGAUUCAAGUCUUAGUGCCGCCCGUCAUCAGCAAGGAGGCCAAAACGGAAGUAUCAGUGAUGGAAGGGGAAAGUGUCGUUUUAGAGUGUCCAGUCAAUGCACAUCCAGAACCCACCAUCAUAUGGACAGUAGAAGGAGCAGUGGUGGGCGUAGGAGGGCGUGGAAAUAUUGACGUCGUGGGCGAUGGUCGCACCCUCAGAAUCGCCCAUGUUGGAAGCGACAAUUCGGGUGUCUACACGUGCACAGCGACCAACGCUGCUGGCAUAACGGACAUUCCUAUUACGCUUGUGGUGUUGGUUCCUCCACAAAUCGAAGGUGGCGAAAGAAGCGGACACCAGAGGGAAGGCGAAGAGGAGCUGAUCACCGUCAUGGAAGGAGGGCAUGCCUCCCUCGAGUGCCACUUGGUCAAAGGGUCACCCAAACCCACCAGAAAGUGGCUCGUAGGACCCGAUCUUAUUGAGCCCAUGCAUCCGGUCAUCAAUGACGGGGAAAAACUCUUAAUCACAAGAUCCGCCGUAACUGAUGCUGCCCAAUACAAGUGUGUUGCCGAAAACUCUGCAGGGACGGACAAGAAGAUUGUUAGAGUUGUUGUCAACGCCCCACCCAGAGUCAAUACUACAGCUCUUCUGGGACCUUUCAAAGUAUCCUCCCCAGGAGGCGCAGACGUCACCCUCCUGCCUCCUGAUGGACGUCCUUACCAUUCCUCCGUCAGCACUACCAUUACCACGACGGAGGACCAGACCAUUUCCAUCCCAUGCCCUGUGACAGGGUUCCCAAAACCCCGCCGCCUUUGGUACCGCGGUUCCCAGUCGCUUGUUUCGUCGGUCAGAAUGAACGUCGGGGUCAGCGGCGGGCAAAACCUGACCAUCGCUGGUGUGACGCCAAGGGACGCUGGGGACUACGUCUGUGUCGCCGUCAAUCCUGCCGGAGAGACGCAGUUGACGACAACUCUGGAUGUCAUAGGUCGACCCGUUUUGGAAGGUGAACCUGAGGAAGACGUCAUGGUAGUCAAAGGUCAGAGAGUUGUCCUCCAAUGUAAGGUCAAGAGACCGAGCGUGUCAACCCUCGAAGGUGGACCUCGACAUGUCGAGUACAAUAUCACAUGGAAGAAGGACGGACGCGUCCUGCAGUUCCGCGGAAGGGAACUGCCCUCAGUUACUCAACUAGAACACGAAACCCCGACGAGAUUGAUGGGCGAAAGAACCGACUCCAGCUUCUACAGCAACGACUAUCUCGGCAGCGACUACUUCAGCGACUACCUCGGCGAGUACAGCUAUCCUGAAGGAGACAAACCCGAAGGUGGUCCAAGCGGCCUGAACCCCUUCAACUAUUUCAACAACAUCCUUGACAACAACCUCUUUUCUCGCACGGAAAAGAAUAAUUUGUCUUUCUCUGAGGCACAAAAUGGCUCCCUGCUAGAAUUCAAUUUGGAAGGUAAUGACCUGAACUUGGAGAGUCUUACUCCUUCGACUUCUCCCUCCCCAGCCAUAUCCUUUUCUUCGUCGCCUCCGUCGUGGUACGAGAUGUCGAAUGAUCUGAGUCAGCUGACGCUUCCAAAGGUCAGCAUGAAAGAGGAGGGACUGUACACUUGCGAGGUCACUAAUGAAGCAGGUAUCUCUAAGAGGACCUUUAAGGUAGACACUUUAGUGCCACCAGACAUAGAUGGAAUCCAGGAGGUCAAAAUUCACGAGGCAGCCAUUGGGGAACCAGUUGUCUUUGAGUGUGAUGCUAUUGGAGAUCCCCCUCCCCAGGUCACUUGGUACCGGGGAGCAAAGCAGGUUAAACCACACUCUCGUCUCCAGUUGUUGGAGGACGACCACGUUCUCAUUAUCACUUCCAUUCAGGAGAAUGAUGGUGGGGAAUAUACCUGCUUGGCGACAAACCUAGCUGGUAUCACUGAGGAAACUUUCCACUUGCAAGUUCUUGUGCCCCCAAAAAUGGCUGGAACGGAGGAACCCUCCUCCUUCCAGGUGAUCAGCGGCAGAUCCGUGAAACUGGAAUGUCACGUCGAAGGAGGAUUUCCUACGCCAGAGGUCGUCUGGAGGUUCAAGGACGAGGUCGUGGUCCCUGGGUCGAACUUUUAUAUCCAGGAUCAUGACCUUAUUAUCGACAGAGUGACCGUCGAUCUAGCUGGGCAGUAUCAGUGUGAAGCGAGCAACAGCGUGGGUAAAGCUACCAAGAGAUUUAAUGUGGAUGUUACAGAGGCGCCCUUCAUAGCUGGUGGCUCCAGUGUAGAAACAGUGACUGUGGUGGAGGGUGAAACCGCAGAGUUUAACUGUCUCGCUUCAGGCCAGCCAGAACCAGUCAUGUUCUGGUUUAAGGAAGGAUCCGGCAUCAGGAUCGACGACAACGUGGGCGUGUCCGUCGGAGGAAAGACGCUUCGAAUCGACGUCGUUGAUCGCGACGACUCGGGGAUAUACACCUGCUUCGCCUCCAACCUCGCAGGGAAUCACUCCAAGGACUACUUCCUGCAGGUCUUACAACCUCCCCAACUGUUAGAUGCACCGGAUGAAAUCCUAGCUGUGUCGGGUGAAAUGGUCAAUCUUAUUUGCUCCUUCACAGGAUUUCCCAGUCCAAAAGUCCAUUGGUACUUCCAAGGAGCACCUCUGCCGCCUGCGGAAGACAGCCUCGUACCUUCAGGAGGGCUCCAAGUGUCACCCGUGCGUCCUGAGCACGUCGGGAAUUAUACCUGUGUCGCUGAAAAUGAAGCUGGGAAAGCUAAUCACACCUUCCCUCUCACAGUACAAACACCUCCUGGAGUGGAAGCGGGCAAGGAGACGGUGGUGGUUGUCAGCGGUGAAUCGACCACACUUCAUUGCUAUGCCUCGGGGUCACCCACGCCCACGAUAACCUGGCUCAAAGCACAUCAGGUCAUUAGCCCCGGACCAGAGUUCGAGUUCAAGGCGCCUGGUACCCUUCACCUGCCUAAGGUGACGCCCGAUUUGGCUGACACCUACAUCUGCACCGCCCGUAGUCCUGCAGGAGUAGCCCACGCCUACACCGUCCUCGUAGUACAAGAAUCGCCCUCCGUCUCUGCUGGGCAGGAGGAGGUCAUAGGAAUUGUGGGCAAAGAGGUGCGUCUGAGGUGCCAAGUUUCAGGUACCCCCGUGCCCGUUAUCACCUGGGCAAGGCCCGAUCGUGGAGGGCAGUCUGUGACGCCUGAGGAUCCAAGAGUGCAGCUUCUCGGAUCGAGUUUACUGAUCCUUCCCGUCGCUGUGGAAGACAUGGGGAGGUACGAGUGCAUGGCUCGCAACCCGGCGGGAAGAUCUGCGGCUGAGGUCCUUUUGACUGUGCACUCGCCCCCGUCAGUAGAGGAAGAUCUGGCAGAGGCUGUGUCGGUUGUGAGGGGUGAGGAGCUGACCCUUGGGUGCACAGCAUCCGGAUAUCCAACUCCUCAAACCAGGUGGCUAAGAGAAGGGAGGAUUCUCUCUGAGACACAGAGGCUCAAGCUGACCACAAAUGGAGAGUUGGUCAUUGCAUCUAUACAGGCAUCUGAUUCCGGUCUAUACACCUGCCUUGCCUCCAACGCUGCUGGGAGGUUGUACAGAGAAGUGGUGGUCGUCGUUCAAGUUCCUCCAAGGAUGACUGUCCUUCCGAGGACUCAGGAGGUCACCAGGGGAGACAGAUUGGAACUUGAAUGUGAAGCCACGGGAGUGCCUGUUCCUUCAAUUAGGUGGCUCUUAAAUGGCACCAAGGUGACAGGUGUUUCGACCUCCAGCGGCGGCCACGGUACCCUAGUGGUUGAAAGAGCUUCCAAAACUGACGAAGGGACCUACACCUGUAUUGCCGAAAACGAGGCGGGUCACAGAAAAGCCGUUGCAGGUGUCAGGGUCAAAGUGCCCCCUGUCAUCAUGUACGCCCCCGAAGAGAUGACCGUUUUGGAAUUGAACGCCGUCACUCUGACCUGCGUUGCCGAAGGUGACCCAGCUCCUGCCACGACCUGGAUCAAGGAGGGGCAUUCUGUGCACUCGUCUGACCGCGUGCACUUGAUGGAGAACGGGUCGUUGGUGAUAGAUUCCUUGCAAGCGUCGGAUGCAGGUGAAUAUAAAUGCGUCGUAAGUAAUGAUGCUGGAGCAGCGGAGGCCACUGCUCACCUUGUGGUGCAUACGCCUCCCGUCCUCACCCGGCCACCUGUCAGUGCAGUUGUUGAAGUUGGAGGCACCAUUGUUUUCGACUGUGAGGCUGAGGGAUCCCCCGUCCCCACCAUUCAGUGGGGUGUCACCCCCGGGGAACUCCACUCCCGUUAUCUACAUCUCACGAAUGGGUCCCUCCAGUUGAUAGCCGCACAGAUGGAGGAUGAAGGUCAGGUCAUAUGCCAGGCUUACAAUGACCUCGGAGAAGAUCUAGCCAAGGCUGACCUCAGCAUCAGAGUCAACGGCAUGUGGGGAUCCUGGGGACCUUGGUCAUCCUGCAGCGUCUCCUGUGGCAAGGGGCAGCAGGAGAGGAGAAGGGCGUGCGACUCGCCCGCCCCCCGCCAUGGCGGUGCCCCUUGUAAGAGUGACGAUGCCAACGAUAGAUCGGAGACUCAUUCACGUCCACAUGACAUCCAUACCCGUCCUUGUCGACCGCAGCCCUGCCCAGUCGAUGGGAACUGGUCGCCUUGGGAUCCCUGGGGUGAAUGCAGCGUGACCUGUGGCAGCGGCGUACGCUUGAGAACCAGAUAUUGUACAGCCCCUGCGCCUUUGUAUGGAGGUCGACCUUGUAUUGGGCAAACGGUCGAGGAAGAACCUUGCAAACUUCGGGAUUGCCCAGUUUCGGGAGGCUGGGGAGAAUGGAGCGCUUGGUCCGAGUGCAGCACAACUUGUCAACAGGGCCUUCGGCAGCGUACCCGUCUGUGCGAUUCCCCAACUCCUGCAGCCGGAGGUGCCUUCUGUCAAGGAGAUGACCUGGAAGUCACCCCUUGCUCCAACGCCCCGUGUUUGCUCGACGGGAACUGGGGUUCUUGGGAGUCGUGGAGCGUCUGCAGUGCAUCCUGCGGAGGGGGCGUCCGUCGGCGUCAGCGUCAGUGUGACGACCCUCCACCUUCGAAUGGAGGGCGCUUCUGUCCAGGAUCUGAUACGCUGGAGGACUAUUGUAACCUAGAAAUGUGCCCCGUUAACGGUGGAUGGUCUUCGUGGUCAGUCUGGGGGUCCUGCACAGCCACGUGUGGAGGGGGACAGCGUCGUCGUUUCAGAAGCUGCGACAAUCCGGCGCCCUCGCAAGACGGCAGAGCCUGCACGGGACCCGAUACGGACACAGAGGCCUGCAACAGUCAUAAAUGCCCAGUGUCUGGUUCCUGGGGAUCGUGGGGCGAAUGGUCCCCUUGCAGCAUGACGUGUGGCAUUGGUGUGAGAGUGAGAACCAGACGUUGCAACGCUCCAUACCCUAGGUUUGGCGGUGCCCCGUGUCCAGGAGAGGACAGAGAGACUUCCACCUGCGAAGGAUCAACCUGCGAAGUAUUACCCGUCGUGGCUCGGGGCACACUGAUGGGAGAGUUGAAUGGAGAGGACCUUGGCAUAGUGACCUUGGUUGCUAACGUCUCCACGCUGGGCAUGCAGCGAACCGUGACGGCCAAUAUAAGUCCCCUCAUUCCUAAGCACGGAACCUGGAUAACACCUUUAUUGUCUGUUCUUUCACCUGUCUAUUGGACGGCUGCCUACGAGGUCAACGGAGCUGUCAAUGGGCACACCCUUACAAAAGGCUUCUUCAGGAGGGAGGCGCAUGUGGCCUUUGCGACGGGUGAGACGGUGGACAUGACCCACGUCGUGCGUGGCGUGGAUUCCAGCGGGACUCUUUUGGUAGAUGUUGUUGUGACAGGCCAAGUUCCUUACCUGCCCCCAGGGUCACAAAUCACCCUUCAACCUUACACGGAGGACUACGUUCAGACGGGGGGAGGGUCCCUAUUUGCCACGUCGACUCGGACCUUCUCUGUUGGGGAUUACCUUCUGCCCUACGCCUGGAAUCAGACCAUCUCAUACGACGCGGAGCUGGGUAACAUGCCCUUCCUGGUUGAGACUCUCCACGCCAAUGGCAUAGGAGCUUCAUACAGCAACACCCAAGGAGAGCUGAAUUUAAUCGUGUCGACCUCGAUCGCUCCUGGGUCCCCCAAUGGUACAUGCCCUUCGGGUUUCACCCUGGAGGCGUCUGGACCCUUCUGCAGAGACAAUGACGAGUGCCUCGAGUCCACGAGUCGUUGUUCCCAUGGCUGCGCAAACACCCUGGGAAGUUACGCCUGCACCUGUACGGAAGGGUAUACCUUGGGACCAGAUGGGUACACCUGUCAAGAUGUCAACGAAUGUGAAAUGCCCGGAGUAUGUGGUCCCAGAGAACAGUGUGACAAUACGCCUGGAUCGUACACCUGCACCUACACCUGUGCGGAAGGUUUCAGAAGGACGAGUUCUGGAACAGCAUGUGAAGACAUAAAUGAAUGCCAAGAGGAGCCGAAGGUAUGCGACCAGACUUGCUUGAACCUGAUUGGUGGAUACAGGUGUGACUGUCGUCGAGGCUUCAGGCUGGUUGGCCAGAAUCAGUGCGUUGACAUUGAUGAAUGUGCUCAGUUUCGGUCUCCGUGUAGUCAUGGAUGUGAAAAUACCAUUGGCUCAUUCAAGUGCGCAUGCCCAGAAGGGCACUCACUCUUACCCAACGGGAGAUGUAAAGAUAUAAAUGAAUGUGCCAUUCAUAGCCAUGAUUGUCUAGACGAACAAGAGUGUCAGAACACGGAAGGCUCCUACAGGUGUAUUACUCAUUGCCCUCCGGGACUCAAGCAAUCAGGAAAUGGGACUUGUACAGAUAUCGACGAAUGCGCCGAGCAAGUGUCCGGAUGCCACUACACCCAGUUGUGCUCGAACACCUGGGGAUCUUACAGGUGCUCCUGCAGCAGAGGUUUCAGGUCGUCUGGUCCAGGUCUUCCUUGUCUGGACGUCAACGAGUGUUUGAGCACCCCUUCGCCUUGCAGUUAUCACUGCCGAAAUCUACGUGGGUCCUACGAAUGCAUUUGUGGCCCAGGCCAGAAGAGGCUGCCCGAUGGAAAAUCCUGCGUUGGGCUACAGUAUGUAGAGGAACCACGUGCCCGCUCUUCCUUCCCACGCCGUGCCCGGCCGGCGCCCUCUGGGUAUCCUACGUCAGAGUUCCAGGAGCAACUCCUUCAUCAGUUUUAUGCUGAGAUGAGCUGCCCCAAAGGAUUUGUUCUCGAGGAUAAUGAAUGCAAAGAUGUCAAUGAAUGUGCCUUACCGGAGAGAUGUCAGCAUCGAUGUGAGAACACGAAUGGAAGUUAUAUAUGCCUUUGUCCGCCUGGCUACAGAUUAAAUUUCAAUCAACGGACGUGUGAUGAUAUCGACGAGUGUGUGGAGCAGAACGUGCAGUGUGGAAGGGACAAACUCUGCUUCAACCUCAGGGGAUCUUACAAAUGCAUACCAGCCCCUUGUCCGCCUGACUACCAAAGGGAUCCUUUGACCGGGAAUUGUAUUCUGGAUUGCACACGUGGCCACAGUAGCUGCCCUCCUGGAGUGAGCUACGCCCACAUCCUGGCCUUCAAAACGGCUUCUUUGCCGGCGGGCAUUCACGCCCAUCAGGACUUAGUCAGACUUAUGGCUUACGAUCAGGCCGGCAACCUAGUUCCGCAGACCCUCUUCACCAUCAUUGAAAACGAUACGGGGAUACAGUUCAGAAUUCGUCCAGAGAAUGGCAAAGGAAUCCUUCGUACGUUACAGCCACUUACAGCUGGCAGGGAAUACAGGAUGGUGGUUGAGGCUGUGUCCUACGACGAGUUCGAGCGUUUUGUCAAGUACUCCACGAGGUUCAUCAUUUUCCUCCACAUUUCAGAAUAUCCCUAUUAAAGUGUUCUUAAAAUACAUACAAUGAGACGUACUUUAAACGAAUAACAUCAGUUUCCUCUUAAAAAGAUCAAAACAUUCUUGAUUUAUCUUAAGGGAUUACCGUCUGUUCACCUGCACGUAUGAGAAAAAAAAACAAAGAUACUAAAGGUCUUUCCGGGAAUAAAUUAGAGAUAUUGUAAGGGAGAAAAAUAAGGGAUUAAUGGACUUUUGAAGCCCAGUCAAACUACCUGGGUAGCCAUAUAAGGACUCGACGGUGGCGGAGAGGUAAGAAUCCCUUCAUCACGACGCGAAUUAUUGCAAGACGGGCGAGUCACCUUUGCAGAUCCGGGGAAUUUUUAUUCUCGUGUUCAUCUUGAUUAGAAAAUGGUCUUUUCAAUCAGCUCAGAUGAACGAAGUUAAUAAUGAAGGUUUCUUCUUCAGUGGUUUUUCGGUGUUGCUUCCGACUAUGCUCCCUUUCGGGUUUCAAGGCCAUGCGUUCUUCUUGUUAAGUAUUUUGUAGUGAAAAUAUCUUCUUCCAUUGAAAAAGAAUGAGGAUUUUAUACCUGUUUCUCCCUUUCACGGAGCUUCCUACCUUGGUGCUUAAAAAAAAAUUCUGGAGCUUUCCUAGAAAGUGACCCCCUAGGAUUUUCGGGGGUCGUUAUCUAGGACUAAUAUUUCUUUCUUGAUGAUACUAUUUACAGCCUUUUGUUUAUGUUUUACCGGUAGUCCCCAACGGCCUUGUACUAAACACGCCGGAGAGGUGGAUAUGUACCAAAAACCCUUAGGGUCAUUGUUUAAGAAGGUCCGAAAUUUUUACAAUGUCUACAAUAUCAUGAAAAUAAAUGCUACAUGUUAUUCAAUGCUGCAAAAUAAUUUUAACAGUCCCUAAUGAAUCAAUUAUAAACUGAAUAUCGUUAAAAUGUUUAGUUUAAACUGCUUCUUUUCCUGGCCUCAUGACAAAAUAACCAAACUGUCUCACGUUAACAAUUUCCAAAACCUACCAGUUGGUUCGGUACUAUCAUGUUAAUUUCCAUUUAAGAACUCAAGAUUGGAAUUACUGCUUAAGAAGUUUUUUUACAUUUCUUCUUCAUCUUCUACUUCUCCUUCUUUGAUAAUAGGGCGGCGCGCACAAUCGUCUGGAAAACAAAAGCUCCAACACAACAACCGUGAUCAGCAAAAUCUGAUCGUCAGAAGCCACUUCAAGGUGACACAUCUUUCGUCGAGUCUUUAUUUGCAGAUCUUUUAGUUUUUUAUCUCCACAGAAAAAAUGGUGACUCAAGUUUUCUUGUCUGCAACGUCGUAGAGUUUGAUUUAUCAUUCAGCUCAAUUAGCUCUUCAUGAGGCAGAAUUUUGUAGAAAGCCCUUUCUUAUUUCCCCACGUCAAGAGAGCCGUUUCUCUACGUCGGGUCACUUCGCUUAACCAGACAACCUAACCACUGUACAAGAGCUCGAUCACUCUUUCCCUAUCAUAAAUUACAACAGGCAACUCCAAAUGACCUCACAUCCUGCUCAUAUGUAGAAAGAGGAGUGUCAGACAGUUCAUCAUACAAGUACUUAAAACAAUAACCUGUAGCAGCUCUUCAAAUACCAGAGCAUAUUCAUAUUAUAAGAAAUUGCUGAGUCUGUCGGGAUUGGGUACAGGGAUUGGUUAAUCCAUUGUCUCACUUACUCUAGAAUUUAUUUAUAAUCAUAACAGUUUAAGGUAAUGCCUUUAGUAACUAGUCUUCGGGUUUCUCUUUACCAUGAAGUUCGUCCUUUAAUGCUACUCUUCUCUUUAUCUCACAUUCCGGAUACGCUGUAGAUAAUGUUUACGUUCUUCCGUGGUUUGUCGAUGUUGUGUUUAAAAACCAAAUAAAUAGACAGAGGUUUCUUGUGAAUCUCCCGAAGA
Macrobrachium nipponense is the source of this 18300-nucleotide messenger RNA. Its product is annotated as hemicentin-1-like. Gene Ontology annotation, biological process: synapse organization; homophilic cell-cell adhesion. NCBI's taxonomy places the organism in Eukaryota, Metazoa, Arthropoda, Malacostraca, Decapoda, Palaemonidae. Gene Ontology annotation, molecular function: axon guidance receptor activity; calcium ion binding. The record is from RefSeq and is a predicted model, not a curated record. Gene Ontology annotation, cellular component: axon; plasma membrane; neuronal cell body.